UUUUCCCAUUUCCUUUAUUUUACUGUCUGCACCAACCGUCUCUUUUCCUUCUCAUACCUCCGCCGAUCCAGCUUAGCACUUCGCUCUGUUCUCCCAGCUCUUUUCACCUCCACUUGUCUGUCCACGUCCCACCCGUCUCCCGUGGCGAUGGAGUUCCCCCGGCACAGCCAGCGGCUCCUAGCCAGCCUCCGUACCCAGCGCCUGCAGGGCUUCCUGUGCGACUGCACCGUCCAGGUGGGCUCCACCCGCUUCCUGGCCCACCGCGCCGUCCUGGCCUCCUGCUCGCCGUUCUUCCACAUGUUCUACUCGGAGCAGCCGCUGGGCAAGAGGGAAACGGUGACGAUCAACGGGGACAUUGUGACCCCCCUGGCCUUCGGGCUGCUCCUGGACUUCAUGUACGAGGGCACGCUGAAGCUGGCCGCCCAGCCGCCGCCCGAGGACGUGCUGGCCGCCGCCAGCUUCCUGCACAUGAACGACAUCGUCAAGGUGUGCAAGAAGAGGCUGCAGGGCCGGGGCCUGGCGGAGGCGGACAGCACCAAGGCGGAGGAGGGGUGUGUGACAGUGGGGGCUGCGGGCGGGGUUGGUGGGCUGCCCGUGAGGCUGGGGGAGGAGGAAGGGGGGGAUCGGGUUGAGAAACCAUCAAGGACCGCAAAAUCCGCGCCGGUGUCGGCAGCCCAGUACUCUCACCACAGCCAGUUAAUAUGUCUCAGGUCUGAGAAGAAAGUGUUAGAAACGGGGGAACCUCCCAAUCCCAGCCUCAAUGACCCAGACAAAUUAAGUGGCCCUUCAAGUCCAGACGUUGCUGAUACGACACAGCCUGGCAUGGAUUCUCUUCCUGCAGGAGAUCUGGGAGUGUCUGGGAGGGUGGGAUCGCAGCCUGGCUCCGCUUGUGUAGGAAUACCGUCCAGGCCUGGAAGCCAAGGAGAGUCUCUGCUUGCUAGUCCUUGCAGCUCCACUGAAAUUUACUCCAGCAAUCAUCCCUCUUCAUCCUCCUCCCUCCUUCCGCAUUCAUUCCCAAACUCGGAAGUACAAACCAACGCGUCCACCGAUCUCACGGUCACAAUUGUAAACGACGGCAGUGGUAUCAGUCCAGAGCAGGCUGGUGUGUUAGCUUCUGAUGAGGAUUCACCAGUGUUGGAGCAAAGGACUGGUCUGCCAGCCCAGGAGACGCCGCCCAUCCUGGGUCCCGAUUCGCCACCGACACCACGGCCAAACACUCCUUUCUCCCUGGCUGCCCCCCUCAACUCUCACAUCCAGGCUCAGAGUGAGGGGCGGGAACUGGGCGGAGAACGAGCGGAAAAGCAUCCGAGAGCGGACACGGAGCCUCACGUUUUGAUGGUGGAAUUCAGAGACGGGAGAGAAGAUGAGGAGGAUGGGGUGAAGGUGAAGGUGGAGGCCAUCGUCAUUUCCGACGAGGAGCUGGACGACAUGGAAGGGAUGUUGGUCGGGGAAAGGGUACGACGGAGAGGCACCGAAGGAGAGAAAGGGGAUGAGUUCGACGACGAUCACCAGGACGGUGACUUGAGCAAUCAUCAUUUCCUGCCCCACCACCCCCUCCUACACCUCUCUCAUCACCACGAGGCCCUCACCUUCCCCCUCUCCCCCCAGGGCCCAGCCACCUCUGACUCCUCACCUUUCCCCUCCACCCUCUUCUCGUCCGGGCACCACCAGCACCCCUCCCAGUCGUCCGAUCCGCAGGCGAUGUACUUCCAGGACUUCCAGGAUUCCCUGGGCACCUACGUGGAGGACGUGCCCACCUGUGCCACGUGUGGGAAGACCUUCUCCUGCACCUACACCCUGCGGCGCCACGCCAUCGUGCACACGCGCGAGCGCCCUUUCGAGUGCCGCUACUGCUAUCGCAGCUACACCCAGUCCGGCGACCUUUACCGCCACAUACGCAAAGCCCACGACCAUAGCCUGCCUGCAAAGCGCAGCAAAGUGGACAGUGAGCUGCACCCGCAGCUAGCCCCACAGCUAGCCCCACAACCGCCCCUACAGCCACCGACACAGCCACCCGCACAGCCAUAGGAAAAGUGCUGUGAGGGGUGACAUGACUAGAUGGACAGGAAGGAAGCAAGGAAGCCAGACACUUGAAAUGUUGUGAUGUGUAAAUGCAACAUAGCAUUCAUUUUAGGUACUAAAAUGUGUUUUAUCUUUACAAACUAAAAUAUUUCUGUUGGGGAGGGGGGGAAUAAGUAUUUCAGUACUGCUUUGGAGCAGGUAUUGGGACUUCAGUCACAAGGAUCAUGUUGGUAACAAUACAAAGUGUGACUAAUCUUGAAUUGGGGUAUAUUUCACAAGAAAUGCAACAUGCAAACUAACUAUGAGCUAAUGAGCUAAAUAGGUGCAAUGAUUUUGUCUCUGCGCUUCUGGAGGAGAGACAAAAUUAUUCCUAAAUGAAUCUCAAUUUCAUUCUACGGAUGCAUCUUACAAAAUGCAUGCAUUGAGCUUGCCAGCAAUAAACCGAAUUACCCCAAACUGACAAUUAUAAAGUAAUGUAAUUUUCAGCAACAAUGGUUCAUAUCUAUACAAAAUUUCCAUACAAGAAAAAUGUAAUAUUUGUUCAUUACAUGAAGUUCUGACAUAGUCAUUAGAACAAGUAAAGAAAUUAUGAUGAGAUAAUUUAGAGUAGCUAUAAGGGGAAAUAUUCAUUCUCUUAUUUGGAAUGGUUGAAGGGACUCAAACUCUGAUACUUGCAGAGAAAUCUUUUUUUAAUCUAAGGGCCUAUUUGCAAGUAUAGCGGUAAUGAGAAGUCCAUUGACCAUUCUAGUUUUUGUUUCUGCUGUGCACCUGUGACGAGGUGUUUCUUCAGGUGUGCAUUUUUUCAUAUUUAUUUUUUUUAAGCAAACGUUUUAAGUGUGGAAGCUGAAUCAUUGGAGCCUAAAACUUUUAAGUCCAAGACUCAACUGAGGAUAAACUUGGGACUGCGUUUACUGUGCCAAAAUGAAUUCCACUAUGCAUGCAGUUACUGAUUAAUUCCACAUAUAGAAAAAGAAAGGGAAAGAAACCGAUCUGGCUACAAGCUAUUUUAUUUCUCUUCUUCCUGCAAACGCCACAAAUGCCAGUUACAAAGGGAAGGUAGAUUUGUAGUAAUUUGAGAAUUUGUUGCACAUUUGUUUGUAAAUUCUACGCACAAGCCUCGUGACACGUUUUCAAAAAUGAUUUGCUAUCUGAGUGAAAAUGGUCGCAUACUUUCAUGAAACAAGCCCCAGUUUGGACUGAUGCACAGUACUGUGACAUCAUUUGCAGACUUGUUAAAUAUUUCUGUCAUUUGCAUUUGUACAUGAUGCAUAUAUCUGUAAAGGUUCUCAAGUGGGAGGCUUUAAUGGAGCCUGAACAGGUGUGAUGUUCUUUGCUGUUAAAACAGGUGUGUAUAGUACUUUUAUCUUACAUGUUUAUACUGAUUUUUCUAUUUUGGUUUUCAUCAAUGAAAAUACAGUAAUAAGUAUGAAAAGUGUUA
Messenger RNA from Anguilla rostrata (American eel), 3460 nucleotides. RefSeq names its product zinc finger and BTB domain-containing protein 3-like. Gene Ontology annotation, molecular function: DNA-binding transcription factor activity, RNA polymerase II-specific; protein binding. Bases 148 to 2028 code for a protein of 626 amino acids. Gene Ontology annotation, biological process: regulation of transcription by RNA polymerase II. Gene Ontology annotation, cellular component: nucleus. Lineage: Eukaryota; Metazoa; Chordata; Actinopteri; Anguilliformes; Anguillidae. The record is from RefSeq and is a predicted model, not a curated record. The transcript has a single exon.